Messenger RNA from Neogale vison (American mink), 572 nucleotides. RefSeq names its product agouti related neuropeptide (gene AGRP). Gene Ontology annotation, molecular function: neuropeptide hormone activity; type 1 melanocortin receptor binding. The coding region runs from base 126 to 524 and encodes 132 amino acids. The record is from RefSeq and is a predicted model, not a curated record. NCBI's taxonomy places the organism in Eukaryota, Metazoa, Chordata, Mammalia, Carnivora, Mustelidae. Gene Ontology annotation, biological process: adult feeding behavior; hormone-mediated signaling pathway; neuropeptide signaling pathway. Gene Ontology annotation, cellular component: extracellular region. The transcript has 5 exons.
AAACAACAUGCCACACAGGGUCUGAGCAGCAGUCACGUGUGGGGCGUUCAUUAGACCCUGCCAUAUAAGCUGAGGGCACGGAGUGGCCAGAAACUCUCCAGGCAAGGAUCCAGCAAGCAGAGGUCAUGCUGCCCGCAGUGCUGCUGAGCUGUGCUCUGCUGCUGGCACUGCCCCCCAUGCAGGGGGCCGGCAUGGGCCUGGCCCCACUGGAAGGCAUCAGAAGUCCUGACCAGGCCCUGUUCCCAGAGCUCCCAGGCCUGGGCCUGCAGUCCGCGCUGAAAAGGACAGCUGCAGAACAGUCAGGAGAGGCUCUGCUGCAGGAGGCUGAGGCCUUGGCAGAGGUACUAGAUCCGGAGGGCCGAGAGUCACGCUCCCCACGUCGCUGCGUAAGGCUGCAUGAAUCCUGUCUGGGACACCAGGUACCAUGUUGCGACCCAUGUGCCACGUGCUACUGCCGUUUCUUCAACGCCUUCUGCUACUGCCGGAAGCUGGGUACUGCCAUGAACCCCUGCAGCCGUACCUAGUGGGCGAACGUCGGGUCCGGGGCUCUACAUGGGGUAGUGAAUAAAGGC